UCCGUGUGUGCGCAGGUUGUGACACGUUGCAGUGAAAUCUCCUGCUUCAAGAUGUUUGAUCUUCACGGUGUCCUGCUGCUUCUGUCGCUCGCUUUGUGCCUAGCUGUCAGGCAGGACGUGUUGGAGAUAAAGUCUGUUUGUGGUGUGGACUACACUCUCAGAUGCACCGCUAAUCUCAAGCCUGGAGUCCAGUACAUCAAGCUGACAUGGUACAGGCAGGUUGAAGAGCAGCCGUCUGCUGUCAUCAAGGGACUGUUAUCUAAAAAGCUUCCCAAUGGCACCAUUCAGAGGUACAAUGGCAUAGAGAGACACGUGGAUUUGCUGGGCAACACCGGUGAUCUCUUCCUGCCCAACGUGACGUACAGUGACAGCGGAAUAUACGUUUGUCAUCUGGCAGCACCUGUGGGUGAACAGAAUCAGGAGAGUCAAGUUCAUCUCAUUCUAAGAGGUUGUCCUGAGAAUCCGCCCAACAAAGUAAUGCUAGAUGCUUACGCUGUCAUUUUUGCCACUUUGUUGCUGAUAACAUCACUUGUAAUAUUCGUCUGGAGUUAUCGCUGUCUGAAAAAAGCCAUGAAAGAAAGAAACGAGUCCAGUAAAAAAGAAAUCUUAUUGAAUGUGUCGUCCAUACCACUUGAAAAGAAGGACUUGGAGAUGAUCUACACUUUAGGUCCUAAAUGGUCAAAACCUCACUGGACACACACAUGUUUAUAAAGCCAUGGCUAAUGCUGAAGAGUCGUCUUUCAUCGAGCACGGCUUACCUGAGAACCCUCAGCAUGCUCACUGACUGUUGUCAGUAAGCAGGAAAUCCGACAGACAGAAAUUCCAAUCUGAGUUUGUACCAACUGGACUUUCUACUAGUUGAAACUAUAAUUAUACCAGUGACUUCCAUCAUAGUUUCUACCAAAAGAAACUACAAUUCUACAAGUAGAAACUAUUAUUGGAGUUGAGGGUUCAGGUUCAAAGUGUCUCCACUGGCAUCUACAUGGCUUUCCUCCAAGUUUCCUGUGAUUUCCAUCCACAGUUGUGGUUCCAA
Messenger RNA from Thalassophryne amazonica, 1033 nucleotides. Its product is annotated as CD83 antigen-like. Bases 52 to 711 code for a protein of 219 amino acids. The transcript is spliced from 5 exons. The record is from RefSeq and is a predicted model, not a curated record. NCBI's taxonomy places the organism in Eukaryota, Metazoa, Chordata, Actinopteri, Batrachoidiformes, Batrachoididae.